Messenger RNA from Tribolium castaneum (red flour beetle), 704 nucleotides. RefSeq lists its product as uncharacterized. Bases 37 to 618 code for a protein of 193 amino acids. Lineage: Eukaryota; Metazoa; Arthropoda; Insecta; Coleoptera; Tenebrionidae. Gene Ontology annotation, biological process: sleep; regulation of synaptic transmission, cholinergic; positive regulation of voltage-gated potassium channel activity. The transcript has 3 exons. The record is from RefSeq and is a predicted model, not a curated record.
CCCACCGCAACAGUCCUCACCCCCCAGCAGCCCGUAAUGUCACGAGUGCAGUCCUCACCCCGUCCAGCCGGCGGAGGCGCCGGUACGUCGUGGCGUCGUUGUUUACUCCACUUCUUUCAUUUUCAUUCCGGCAUUAUGCUGGUGCAGUCGUGCCUCUUACUUCUUGCGUUUUUGGGAAUAGAAAGAGGAUUGUGCCUCAAAUGCUACACCUGCCUCUCGAAUGACCCUCGCGAUGCUUGCGCCAAGUUCGACAAGAGCGAAGUGCCUCUGAGGGCCUGCGACAGGAAGGAGCUGGAGCGGACGGAAGCCAUGGCUAAGGAAAUGCAUCCUUUGAUUGGGAAGCUGUUUGAGGUGGAUGCAGCCGUUGAGCCUUUACUGCCUCUCAACUGCCUCAAGCAGGAGAGCAAACAUGGGAAUAAGCACUACGUCCUUCGGGGAUGCCAGCUUGCUACCAGCAACGACCUGGACAUCUGCGUCAAAGUGAAAAAGGACAAUACGGAACACUUCCAAACGAAUUACUGUUCGCUUUGUAACGGCGAUGGUUGCAACAGUGCUCCUUCCAGAAGCACCUCCACCAUUAUUUCUGUGGUUUUUGUAACUUUUGUAAUCUACUUUUAAAUACGCUGUUUAGGGUUAGACUAGACGAUUAGGUAUGUGUACAUAUGCAAUUUUUUGUUUAAUUCCAAUAAAUUUAAUAAUGUCAA